AAUUAUUUAUGUCUUAUGAGCUUUUCAAUAAUUACUUUCCAGGUGAAAACUUUAAAAGAUUGCGUAAGUGUGCACAUAUUUACAGAGUAAUAAAAUUGCCUGGUUCGGUUACAUGUAUAAAGGGAUUUUAUAGUAAUUAUUCAUUUAACUUUUGGAGAGAUGGAAAUAAAACGGGUCGGUUUGUGACGAAUGGUGAUUUUCUGUGACAAUAUACGCCGGGUAACCCUUCCAUCUGACCACUCUGCCGAUGAACGGACUCUGUAAGCCGAUAGCUUGAUUGAUUUUCUAAAUGGAUUACAUAAACCCGGGUCGUCUUCGGGGGUGCGUUUCUUCCCGUGGACUCCCGUAUUGAUUGUUUCUAGUUGACGGUGUGAAGCUGUGAUCUGACCAAUCGGUGGACAGAUUAUAGGCGCUUGUUGACCAGCCACUGACGGGUGGGCACCCCCAGAGAUCGGAUUCCCGUCCCUCGGGCAUCUUAGGGUGCAUCCCAGAUUUACAACUCCGGAAAAAAUGACAAGGUUUUAUCACCAGUAUAACGCUACUGGCAUAUCAUAUGCAUCUUAUUGUCAAGUGAGAAAAUUACCAGUGCAGGAAUUAAAAUGGCCUUAGAUAUAAUUCAUUUUGCUUUUUUUUACUUCCAUGUGAUCAAUUUGAAAAAGUGUUUUUCUGACUGGAGGGUGGCUUUUCAUUAUGUUUCGAUUGAAUUGGACGCCAUUUGUCGAUAUCUUAAUGCAUACAAUAUUCUACCACCUAACACCGUCGUGUGGAGGCCGCAGCAAUGACCUGAAGUAGCAAAGGUCCACCAUGCCACAGUUGCUGGAUAAGGCAAGAUAUAUAACGCUGUUGCUACUGUUAACCACACUGGCAGCGAACACUUCACCGGCCGAGGACCAGUUUAACUUUGGAGACUCGGACAUCGUUCACUUCCAGGAUUCCAACGUACUUCCGGAAAGGGAGGAGGUUCUGCAUUAUCUUCUAUUCAACUUCACUUCUCGAGUAUUUUUUCCACACACAGAGAAAGGAAGGCCAUUGUAUUUGACUGUCAUACCGUGCGCAUCCCCGAUCGAAUGGACUUUGUUGCAUGGAGGUAAGGCUCUGUACAAUCACACCGGGGGAGAGUCUCACAGCUUACACUACACCACGGGGACCCCUGGGCUGUACACGAUCACACUGAAGCCCCUGGAGAGCGACACCUACGUAAAACUGUACAUCUCCGACAGCUUCCCGCUAAAAACCUAUCCAGUUCUGCCAGAUGACGAUACAGUCAAAAUAAAGAAAAAGAGUCGGAAAGGAUUCAGUGUCGAGUGGAACAAAAGUCCCAAAGAGACGCCGUUCGACAACAUCAUUGAGUACCAUAUUGCUGUGAACCGGAAGCGCUCUUUUGACACGUUUUGCUCACUUAUGUCUCAUCUUCACGGGGACAAACGUCCUUCCCGACCAGACACUUUUAAUUUUUUAGAAGAAGAAAAAAGAUACCAAAAGUUUUUAAGGGAAGCGAACCCGAUCAAACCUGCCAAAAAGAACGCGAUCAGUUACAGGAAAACGAAUGCAACCGUGUUCAAUUUUAACAGAGCCCGACCGGGGCGGAAAUAUUUUGUAAAUGUGUAUGUGUAUAAUAAACUAACGCGCCUGGCCAGCGCUUUCCAAAGUUUGGAGGUAAGGACUAAACCUGGAAAAAGAAAGCCCCCUUCUGUGAAGAGGUUAAAGAACGGACAAAUCCAAGUACAUCAAUUCACGAAGCCCAAGGAGCUGCUUACGAUGGAGUUCAGGGUAAGCAAACCUGCCAAGGAAGCAUUGCUUGGUGUUCAAGUGUGUGGCCAAAAGGUGCGGUUUCAAAUAAGGACUAAAAAGAAGAAAUGGUUCAGUAGAAAGAUUCAAAACUAUAAGGAGUUUACUCUCACAGAUCUGCCAAAGGAUACGUAUACGAUAAAAAUCAAAGGUUCAAAGAAAGGAGGUGGUGAAGUACGAUUCACAUUAACUACUAAGAAAAAUAAAUAUAAGUUUCCGAGUUUACCCAAGAAAACUUCGGUGACGUCACUCAAUACGACGUGUGAAAAUGUGACCAUCGCCUGGGUGGGCGAGACACGACGUCAGACGUUUUGUGUGUAUAAGACGGAACUCUCAGAGGCCCAGAGCGGCCUCCGACCAAAGAUUGACCAGUGUUCUAGUGAAAUUGACAAGGCUAGUGAAAAAGUGUUUUGCAAACGAUUUAGAAAUCACCGUCAGCAACACGCUUUGCAGGAGACGGUGACAGGACUUAAGACCGGGCGUCACUAUAGAAUUGACGUCACCGUCAUCCGAAAUAAACGUUCAAAAAUGUUCUUACGAUAUGACAGUUUAUAUGUUAAAACGGAAGACACGUGCUGAAAUAGAGGUGAUGUUCAGGUGUGUGGUGUGAAUGUUUAUUUGUAUGUGUGUCUGUGUGUAGCGAGUGCGUGUCUGAGAUCUCUAUAUGUAUAUAUAAAACAAUGUUGGCGGAUGACCAAAGCUAUAUUUCUGGUUACAAGAUUACCUUUGUUACAAUAGGAGUUUACAAAAAGGUGUUCUUAAUCUAUUUUGAAAGUUGAAUUAGGUAAAAAUUGGAGUUAUUAAGGGGAUUCUACUACUGAAAUUGUCUUGGUACAUGCAUGUAUUACAAGCCCCAAUGUCUAUUAUUUUCAUAUGACCAAACCAUGACGAUUUUUAAAAAAAAAUUUCUUUCUCUUUUUUACAUUGAAACAUAUCAUCUUUUGUCCAUUUCAUUAUUUUUUGCCGUAGCAAAUAUGGCUUCAGAGCUAAGCUUUUUCUUCAUGUCCGAUUUUUAUCCCAGGCACAAAAACUUUUUUUAUACAUAUUGUUUUGUUUUAAGUUGUGUGUCCUUAAAAAAGUUUUAAAUACUGAAAUCAAUGGCAAAUCGGACAUUUUAGUUGAUCAUGAAUUCCAUAUGGUUUCCUUCUCCCUAUCAAUAAAAGAAUGAGAUGUGAGUGUGGCUAUGUACAUGUAUAUAAUUUAAUUUAUGUGUUAUGGAAGUUGAAAAAUUAGGAGUUUUCAAAGCAGCUGUGAUGUAAAGUAAAUGCAUUGUGAUAUUCUUGGGCAUGAGUGACACCAUAUAGGCUAUCCCCCCCCCACCCCGACGACAAAAUACCCCGUCACCCCCAUGCCCCGACUGUCUUGUGUCUGUACCUUGCUUUGAAGCUUUUAAUUUAUUUGAGUAAAUGAAAGUUCGUUUGUCAGUGCAAUGAUUAAUGUUUUCAUCUCAUUUUAUAAUUCACGAUUUUGGUGCUAUAUAUGCUUGUUCACAAUCCAUCCCCUUAUGAUUUACACAUCCGACAUACAUUUUAUUAUUAUAUUUUUAAUAUCAUUUUCAACUACAGAAAUUAACACGUUAGGCAACAGUGCUAGACAGGAAAAUAAACAACUGUAACAACCACCCCAAAUUUACACUAGAAAUUGAAAAAAAAUACGAGAAUCAGUUCUAAAGAUAUAUAGAAGAUACCGGUUCAUAUAAUGAAUAGACAAGUUACAUUUAUUUAGCACUGGCUCCAUGAAAUAACAGCAUUUACUCUGUGCAGAUUGUCAAUGAGGAUCCUCAUAGUUUAUUUUAUCCUAACAGUCGCCGAUGUGAUUUUUAAACUAUUUAUUCCAAACCGUCGUUAAUAUAGUCGGGAACUUUGACACGUAAAUCAUGUUUGGUUUAUAAAGAUAAGAAAUGGAUGUAUCCUGAAUUUGGCACUCUCAGAAUCUUUCAACACCUAACAAACUGUGCAUUUCAGAAAAAAAACGGUAUUUUUAUCAAAACCCUUAUCCUGAUAUCAAUGUUACCGUAACAUUGGGCCCCGAGAAUGUUGCCGUAACAUUGGGCCCCGAGAAUGUUACCGUAACAUUGGGCCCCGAGAUUGUUACCGUAACAUUGGGCCCCGAGAUUGUUACCGUAACAUUGGGCCCCGAGAUUGCUUGCGUUCGGAUCGUCUCGGGCAAAGACCUUUGUUGUCUCCAGUGACUUAAUUAAGCCCCCUCCCUCCCUCCUCCUCCCCUUGCCAUUUUUUUCCGAAAUGAAAUCCUAUAAUCGGCUAAGAGUUAACCUGGGAGUGUGUUGUGUCAGUAUUUAUUACAUUUUGUUAUGUAUUUAUUACACAAGCAGUAUUCCUUUCACAUUUCUCCCGCUGUAAUCUCAUUCAACAUUUGUUUAUAUUUAUUUAGAAGUUGAAUUUAUGAAAUGGAAAUAUUUUGAAGGUCUCUAUAUCGUCGCCUCGCUUCCAUGUGCAGGUAUAAGUUUCAUUAACCGGAAGUGACUUUAUUUUGCGCAUGUUCAGCUAAUAUGUAAUCAUGCUUUUAUAGGCAUUUUAUGCAAAUUUAACAACCUGAGGUCCCUUUACAAUCGCAACCUCUCGGGCUUUUCCGAAAGGCCCGAGAAGUUGCGAUUGGUCCCGUUAAUGUCAUGUUUCCAUUUUGUUUUAUAUUUAAUAUGAUUCAAACAUGUUGUUGAUUAAAAAUUGUUAAAAGAAAUUCUAA
Messenger RNA from Magallana angulata, 4491 nucleotides. RefSeq names its product protein NDNF-like. The record is from RefSeq and is a predicted model, not a curated record. NCBI's taxonomy places the organism in Eukaryota, Metazoa, Mollusca, Bivalvia, Ostreida, Ostreidae. Bases 805 to 2367 code for a protein of 520 amino acids. The transcript has 4 exons.